This is a messenger RNA of Pestalotiopsis fici W106-1, 3309 nucleotides long. RefSeq lists its product as uncharacterized. Gene Ontology annotation, cellular component: nucleus. The coding region runs from base 1 to 3309 and encodes 1102 amino acids. Gene Ontology annotation, molecular function: RNA binding; ATP binding; RNA helicase activity. The record is from RefSeq and is a predicted model, not a curated record. NCBI's taxonomy places the organism in Eukaryota, Fungi, Ascomycota, Sordariomycetes, Amphisphaeriales, Sporocadaceae. Gene Ontology annotation, biological process: maturation of 5.8S rRNA; RNA catabolic process. The transcript has 2 exons.
AUGGACGACGACCUAUUCGAUGUCUUCGAGGACCAGCCCGGCAAGGUCAAAGAUGAGCCCCAGUCCUCGCCGCCCGCCAAGUCCAAGAAUAAAAAGAACAAGAAGAAGCGCAAGGCAGUCGAGGCUCUGGACAACGGCGACAUCGAGACCGAGACACGUUCCGCACCCGAACCUGAUGUGGACAUGGCCGACGUAGAGCCCACCUCGGCCGAAGACGAGGCUGAUGAUAUAGAAGAGGAUGGCCAAACCGUAUCCGAGGGCCACCAGGACAUCAAGCGCAGGAAGAAGGAGGAGAAGGCAGAGCCAGUCAUUACAGACUCGUUCCAGACGGCCGAAUCGAGAGAGCUUGCAGCUGCAUCAGGCUUCGCCAAGCAAGAUGAAGAGUCGUCUCUAGUUCUGUCCCAUAACAUUCAACAUCAGGUCGCACUGCCACCGGAUCUUGAUUACGAAUACGUGCCGCUUUCGGAACAUAAACCGCCUGCCGACCCUGCCCGGUCCUGGCCCUUCACCCUCGAUCCUUUCCAGCGCCUAUCAAUUUCUUCCAUUGAGAGAGAUGAGAGUGUUCUGGUCUCAGCCCACACCAGUGCUGGAAAGACUGUCGUUGCAGAGUAUGCCAUUGCGCAAUGUCUCAAGAAAAAUACUCGUGUCAUCUACACCAGUCCCAUCAAGGCCCUCAGUAACCAGAAGUAUCGUGAAUUUAACGAGGCUUUUGGUGAUGUCGGUCUCAUGACUGGUGAUGUCACAAUCAACCCGACUGCUAGUUGUCUUGUUAUGACCACAGAAAUUCUGCGAUCUAUGCUGUAUCGAGGUUCGGAGAUUAUGCGUGAAGUCGCUUGGGUCGUUUUUGACGAAAUCCACUACAUGAGAGACAAGACGAGAGGUGUUGUUUGGGAAGAGACCAUUAUUCUCCUUCCUGACAAGGUCCGCUAUGUCUUCCUGUCUGCCACCAUUCCCAACGCCUUUCAAUUCGCGGAAUGGAUUGCCAAGAUUCACAGACAGGCCUGCCACGUUGUCUACACGGAUUUCCGUCCUACGCCUCUGCAGAAUUACUUUUUCCCCUCGGGUGGAAAUGGUAUUUUCCUUGUUGUGGACGAGAAGAGUGUUUUCAGAGAAAACAACUUCCAAAAGACCAUGCAAAUGAUUGAGGAGAGAAAGGCCAGCGAAGCCAACGAUGUGGAUGCCAAAAUGCGAGGCAGGGGCAACAAGAAGAAGACCUUCAAGGGAGGCAAGGAUGAUGCCAAUGCUGAUAUCCAAAAGAUUGUCAAAAUGGUCAUGUCCAAGGGAUUCAACCCUGUCAUUGUCUUCAACUUCAGCAAGCGAGAGUGUGAGAUGAUGGCGCUCUUCACUUCCAAAUUCAGUUUCAACGAUGACAGUGAGAAGGCCAUGACACGCAAGGUCUUCUCGAGCGCGAUAGAAUCGCUAUCGGAAGCCGAUCGUGAAUUGCCCCAGAUCCAGAAUAUCUUGCCGCUUCUUGAAAAGGGUAUCGGUGUGCAUCAUUCAGGACUCUUGCCCAUUUUGAAGGAGACUAUCGAAAUUCUAUUCCAAGAAGGAUUGAUCAAGGUUCUUUUCGCUACCGAGACCUUUUCAAUUGGCUUGAACAUGCCGGCGAAGACGGUCGUUUUCACGCAAGUCAAAAAGUUUGACGGUACUACUAGGAGGCCGUUGACAUCGUCCGAGUAUAUUCAGAUGGCUGGAAGAGCUGGUCGUAGAGGGCUUGACGAGCGUGGAAUCGUCAUCAUGAUGAUUGACGAUAAGCUCGAGCCCGAAACUGCCAAAGAGAUUGUCGUUGGUCAGCAAGAUCGCCUGAACUCGGCCUUCCACUUGGGUUACAACAUGGUCCUCAACUUGCUCAGAAUUGAGGCCAUCUCUCCAGAGUUCAUGUUGGAGAACUGUUUCUUCCAAUUCCAGAACACUGCAAGUGUAGCUGGUUUGGAGCAAGAGCUGAUGAAGCUUCAGAAGGAGAGAGAUGGCAUGGCCAUUCCGGACGAAGCCACCAUCAAGGAUUACCACGGCCUGCGCCAACAGAUUGAGGCAUACACCAAAGAUAUGGUCUACGUCAUUCAGCACCCGAACUAUUGCUUAGACUUCUUGCAGCCUGGCAGGCUGAUUCAGAUCCAGAACCCCAAGACAGGCCAGGACUUUGGCUGGGGCGUUGUUGCAAACUUCACAGAACGUCGCAGUCCCAAGUUUGGAGAAAAGUCAUACGAACCACAAGAGUCUUACUUUGUUGACGUAUUCCUUCAUCUCGACCCCAAGGGCGAGGACUUUACUCCCUUGACCCAGCCACCCUCUGAGAUGCCCAACGGCGUGCUCCCCCUCAACGGAUCUCAAAACUCGCGCUUCGAGGUCGUGCCGUGUCUAUUCACCUGCAUAAAGGCAAUCAGCCAGAUCAGAGUCUUUAUGCCCAAGGAUAUUAAGAACCUAGAAGACAUUGAAGAAGUCCGCAAGACUGUCCUCAAAUCUCUGUCCGAGGUGGUUCGCCGUUUCCCCGAUGGCGUACCCAUUCUGGACCCUAUUGAGAACAUGGGCAUCACGGAUGACUCGUUCAAGAAGUUGUUGCGCAAGAUCGAGGUUCUCGAGUCUCGCCUACUGGCCAACCCCCUCCACGGAUCGCCUCUUCUUCCCGGAUUAUGGGAGCAAUACUCGAAGAAGCUGGCUCUGGCUGACAAGAUCAAGAAUUUGAAGAAGCAGAUUGGCAAGGCUCAUAGCAUUGCUCAACUCGAUGAACUAAAGUCUCGAAAGCGAGUCCUGCGUCGUCUUGGUUUCAUCAACGAUGCUGAAGUUGUCGAGAUGAAGGCUCGCGUAGCUUGCGAAAUUUCGUCAACAGAAGGUCACGAGUUGUUGUUAUCAGAGCUUCUGUUUAACCGUUUCUUCAACGAACUCAGCCCCGAGAUUAUUGCCUCUAUCCUCAGUGUUUUCAUCUUUGAGGAAAAGGUAGAAGCUGCUACGCUCAAGGACGAGCUACAGAAGCCAUAUUCUCAGGUACAAGCUCAGGCCAAGAUCAUCGCCAAGGUCAGCCAGGAAAGCAAGCUCGAUGUCAACGAGGAGGAAUACGCUCAAUCCCUCAAGUGGCAGCUCAUGGAGACUGUCUACGCCUGGGCUCAAGGAAAGCCUUUUGCAGAAGUUUGCAAAAUGACUGACGCCUACGAGGGCUCCCUUAUCCGUCUAUUCCGACGUCUGGAGGAGCUGCUGCGCCAGAUGGCCGAGGCUGCCAAGGUUAUGGGCAGUGAAGAGCUUGCUGAGAAGUUCAACGCCAGUCUCAAGAUGAUCAGACGUGACAUUGUCUCCGCACAGAGUUUGUAUCUGUAA